UUUUUAGCGGCGACUUCGACAUCUUCGGAACAUUGCUGCCCGGAACAUUGUUAAUAAAAAUGGCCAUCAGCUACUUGACACCUUCUUCACACUUCAUCUGUGUAGCAGUGAAAAAAUAUGCAAAGAAUUUUAUAGAAGUGAAGUGAUUAAGAAUUCCUUGAAUCCAACUUGGCGGAGUCUUGAUUUUGGAAUAAUGCCUGACUGUCUUGACACAUCUGUGUCUUGCUUUGUGGUAAAGAUCUGGGGUGGAAAGGAGGACACCUACCAGCUGCUGAUUGAAUGGAAAGUCUAUUUGGAUGGGCUGAAAUACUUGGGUCAGCAGAUUCAUGCCCGAAACCAAAAUGAAAUAAUUUUUGGGCUAAAUGAUGGCUACUACGGUGCUCCCUUAGAACAUAAGGGUUAUUCAAAUGCUCAGAAGAAUAUUCUUCAGGUGGAUCAGAACUGUGUUCGCAAUUCUUACGAUGUCUUUUCUUUGCUACGGCUUCAUAGAGCCCAGUGUGCAAUUAAACAGACUCAGGUAACUGUUCAGAAAAUUGGAAAGGAAAUUGAAGAAAAACUAAGACUCACAUCUACAAGCAAUGAACUGAAAAAAGAAAGUGAAUGCCUACAAUUAAAAAUUUUGGUGCUUCGAAAUGAACUGGAAAGACAGAAGAAAGCCUUGGGACGUGAGGUAGCCUUUCUGCAGAAGCAGCAGGUUGCAUUACAGGAUGAAGGCAGCACAUUUUCAACUGAACACAUCAAGCUUCAACUCCAGAAGGAAUCCCUAGAUGAGUUGAGGAAGGAGUGCACCGCCAAAAGAGAACUCUUUCUGAAGACCAAUGCUCAGUUAACAAUUCGUUGCAGGCAAUUACUCUCUGAGCUUUCCUACAUUUAUCCUAUUGACUUGAAUGAUCAUAAGGAUUACUUUGUAUGCGGUGUCAGGUUGCCUAAUUCUGAGGACUUUCAAGCAAAAGAUGAUGGAAGCAUUGCUGUUGCCCUUGGUUAUACUGCACAUUUGGUCUCCAUGAUUUCCUUUUUUCUACAAGUGCCCCUCAGAUACCCUAUAAUUCAUAAGGGGUCUAGAUCAACCAUCAAAGAUAAUAUCAAUGACAAGCUGACUGAAAAGGAAAGAGAGUUUCCACUAUAUCCAAAAGGAGGGGAGAAGUUACAGUUUGAUUAUGGUGUCUAUCUUCUGAACAAAAACAUAGCACAGCUAAGAUACCAACAUGGACUAGGGACUCCAGACUUGAGGCAAACCCUUCCUAACCUGAAAAACUUCAUGGAGCAUGGGCUGAUGGUCAGGUGUGACAGACAUCACACCUCCAGUGCAAUCCCUGUUCCAAAGAGACAAAGUUCCAUCUUUGGGGGCACAGAUGUGGGCUUCUCUAGGGAGAUCCCCUCACCGGACAAAGGACAUCGAAAACGGGCCAGCUCAGAGAACGAAAGACUCCAGUACAAAACCCCUCCACCCAGUUACAACUCAGCAUUAGCACAGCCUGGAACCGCCACCCCUCCCAUGAGAGAGUCUGAGAGAAAGACAGCAUCUCUGUCCUCUUCCUUGGACACCUCCUUGGACUUCUCCAAAGAAAACAAGAAAAAGGGAGUGGAUUUGGGUGACACUUUACACGGAGGCCAUGUGAGUGUGGACACUAGCCAAGAACAAAGAGAAGCCCUCUCUGGGCACCCAGCCACAGUAAAUGGCACCCUGCCAUCCAGUGAGCAGCCUGGCCCCACCAGUGUCCAGCUUCCUGGGGAGUUUCACCUGGCCUCAGGGGCUGAGGUUUGCUGUGCCGUGGAACAAGCAGAAGAAAUCAUCGGGCUGGAAGCCACAGGUUUCACGUCAGGCGAUCAGCUAGAAGCAUUUAACUGCAUCCCUGUGGACAGUGCCGUGGCAGUUGAGUGUGACGAGCAAGUUCUGGGAGAAUUUGAAGAGUUCUCCCGAAGGAUCUAUGCACUGAAUGAAAAUGUAUCCAGCUUCCGGCGGCCACGCAGGAGUUCUGAUAAAUAAAGUGAGCAGACCAGACAGGAGGACCAGAGCAGAACUACUGGCUCAGUGAGAAUAAAGCUGCACUCACCCUUUUUCAUAAUUAUGAUACAAAAUGAAUAUUAAUGGAGGAUAUUCCUCAGCAAAAACAACUUUGGGAAGAAAAGAGGGACUCAGGAUCAUUGUGUAUCAGUGGGCCAGACAAAGUUAGAUUUUGCUUUCAAGAUUUGCUUUUCAGGCCUGAUGAUUGUUUUAAGGCAAAAGUCACCCCCUAAUUGAAAGAGCUUACAGCUCGAGUCACCUUAUAUGUCUGCUUUUUUAUUUACACUUCUAUGUUAUCCUCAGAGGGAAGAUGAUAAUAUAUAAAUAAUAUAAUGAACUCACCUUUAGUUUCCCGUAAGCAUUGGCGUUCACCACAGUUUAUAAAACGUUGGAAAGAUGGGAUAUUCAGGAAUAGCUUUUGACCAUUUUCCUAAGUGUCUAUGACCAUCCAUCAGGUUGAUAAAUGAGAAGUUAGUGUUACCUUUUACCCAGGGUCCUGUGCUCCAACCCUUGCUCCCAAGCACCCCAGUCAAGUAGAGACCCACUGUUGGCCUGUCUUCCUAGUAGAUGGGCUAUGCCUCCUAAACCCCAGGACAUCAACACUCACAGGCCCCAAACUAUUAUCAGGACAUUCCUUCUCUUCUACUCAGCCAAGACCAUUCCCCUACUGCUGUACUCCUGGAUGAGCAUUCCUUUGGUGGGCCCAAGAGACUCCCAAGAAUUAACCAUAGUCAGAUGGCAUCCAGUUCCCCGUGGGGUCCAAAGUUCUACAUGGGUAGAUGUAGUUGGUCAAAAAUUAGGCAAGCCUUCUGGCACUCUACUCACCAGACAAAAAAAAAGCUUUAAAUGUAAACUCCAUAUUAAUUUAUUACAUUUCAAUCUGAAGGAAGGCAUUAUAUAUGACAAAAUAUAUGUAGAGAGUCAGGCUGUCCACUGCAAAGGAGUUGAAAUGGGUGAGUUAAGAGAAUAUAUGAGGCAUAGAGUGUUAUUGUGCAAUUUCAUAAAGUGUUAAAUUAUGUUUUUGAAGUCUAAUUUGUCAUUCCUGCAUUUGUUUGCUGUUGCUUUAUACAUUAUGUACCCAAGGACGAUGCCUCAGGGUUGCAAGCUCUUUAAGGAAAAUUUAUCCAUAUAUCCAUGUAUUGUAUAGAAAAAUAAAAAUUGAGUUUACUUCA
Messenger RNA from Dipodomys ordii (Ord's kangaroo rat), 3177 nucleotides. RefSeq names its product UV radiation resistance associated (gene Uvrag). The record is from RefSeq and is a predicted model, not a curated record. Lineage: Eukaryota; Metazoa; Chordata; Mammalia; Rodentia; Heteromyidae. Bases 194 to 1987 code for a protein of 597 amino acids. Gene Ontology annotation, biological process: SNARE complex assembly. Gene Ontology annotation, molecular function: SNARE binding. The transcript is spliced from 14 exons. Gene Ontology annotation, cellular component: endosome; lytic vacuole.